AGGGCUCUAAAUAAAGGUGCCUCUUCACAGCCUGCGGAGGCCAGCUAGAGAAGGUGACAGAAGCCAGAAAAACACAGGAAGAAGACCACGCAAUGUUGGAUGUCAAAAUCACAUCGGCCGUGAUAAUUGACAAUGGAUCGGGAUCAUGCAAAGCUGGGAUUUCAGGGGACCUCAAACCGUGUUCAGUUGUCACCUCAAUCGGCGGCCGCCUGAAAGAAAAAGCAGAGGAAUAUUACAUUGGUGGGAAAGCCUAUUCCCCAAAAGGCGUCUUGUUUGCGAAUUAUCCUAUCGAACGCGGAAUAAUUACUUGCUGGGAUGACAUGGAGAAGCUGUGGAAACAUAUCUAUAUGCACGAGCUUCAAAUCAAAGCCAGCGAGAGGCCUGUGCUGCUUACAGAACCGCCGCUGAAUCCGCUUCCGAAUCGGGAAAAGAUGACCGAGUUGAUGUUUGAAAUCUUUCGAGUUCCGGCUCUGUACCUCGCAGUCCAAGCUACUUUGUCUCUUUACGCAUCAGCACGCACCACUGGGUUGGUGCUGGACAGUGGAGAUGGAGUCACUCACGCUGUUCCCAUCUACGAUGGAUAUUGUCUACCUCAUGGGGUAUCCAGACUCGACGUUGCGGGGAGCGACGUUACGGAAUAUCUCGCCAGUCUCCUUCUGAAGAAUAGCCCGUCUUCCAUCAGCAGGGCCAAGCAAACCAUGGUGAAGGACAUCAAGGAGAAGUUCUGCUACGUGGCUCUGGAGCCCAACCACGAAGCCGAGAAGAAAGCAGAAGAGGUCCUGAAACUGCCGGAUGGCAACGCCAUCAUAAUCCACCGUCACCUCUGCCGAGCGCCAGAAAUCCUUUUCUCACCCAAGAUAGUCGGUGUCGAGGCACGAGGGAUCCAUUCCAUGAUCACCAGGAGCAUUCGGAAGUGUGAUAAAGAUAUUUGUGGCCCGCUGUAUGGGAACGUGGUGCUUUCGGGGGGAUCGUCUCUCUUCCAGGGACUGGAUGAAAGGAUUUUUAAAGAGAUCGAACAACACGUCCCGAAGGGCGUGCCAGUACGAAUCAUAGCGCCCCCUGAGAGAACAUGUGAUUCUUGGCUGGGGGGUUCCAUUAUUACAUCCCUGGUCUCCUUUGUACCCAUGUGGAUUACUCUUAAGGAGUACAAAGAAUUUGGCGCGACAGCAAUCCACCGGAAGUGCUUUUGAGGAGCUUGAAACCACCGCCAAAUUCAAGACUGCCUUGAGGACAGAGGAUGGGAUUAUAUUAAAAUAAGUAAUGAAACGCUAAUUGGUGAGAUUGUAAAUCGAAUAAAAAUGUUCAAUCCUCUGUU
Messenger RNA from Hemicordylus capensis (graceful crag lizard), 1315 nucleotides. RefSeq names its product actin-related protein T2-like. Lineage: Eukaryota; Metazoa; Chordata; Lepidosauria; Squamata; Cordylidae. The record is from RefSeq and is a predicted model, not a curated record. The transcript has 2 exons. The coding region runs from base 93 to 1190 and encodes 365 amino acids.